Molecule: messenger RNA, 589 nt
Organism: Agrilus planipennis (emerald ash borer)
Lineage: Eukaryota; Metazoa; Arthropoda; Insecta; Coleoptera; Buprestidae
Product: rap guanine nucleotide exchange factor 4-like
Exons: 2
Coding region: 68-499 (143 amino acids)
Biological process (GO): positive regulation of GTPase activity; Ras protein signal transduction
Cellular component (GO): plasma membrane
Molecular function (GO): guanyl-nucleotide exchange factor activity
Source: RefSeq, a predicted model, not a curated record
AAUAAGUGAUAACAUUAUUUUCAGUUGUAAAGACUAUCAAAAUCUAAAUGCGUUUUGUGCAAUAAUAAUGGGCUUAAGUAAUAUGGCUAUUUCACGAUUAUCACAAACAUGGGAAAAGUUGCCAUCGAAGUUCAGAAAACUUUAUACAGAAUUUGAAUCUCUGAUUGACCCAAGCAGAAACCACCGGGCUUAUAGACUUAGCGUCAGUAAACUCCAGCCUCCCAUAGUGCCCUUCAUGCCUUUGCUCUUAAAGGAUAUGACAUUUACACACGAAGGCAAUAAGACCAGUUUGGAUGGACUUGUUAAUUUCGAAAAGAUGCACAUGUUAGCACAAACACUAAGGACUAUCAGAUUCUGCAGGAGCAGGCAUUUAGUUCUUGAGCCGCCGUCUCCAAAGAGCGAAGGUGAUGUCAAAUCCUACAUAUCCUGCUUAAGGGUAAUAGACAAUCAGAGGAUUUUAACCGGAAUGUCUCAAAAGCUUGAGCCCAGAAGAUCUUAGUAACGUAAUAUAACUUGAGAAAACGUCCCUAUAAAAUAUAACUAACUGAUUCUAGUCUUUCAUGUGUGGAGCAAUUUUUUUAAGUCUGAG